UGAAACGACCCAAUCAUUGCCCUGGAAUAGGUGGAAAGCUCGAACGCCUGUGUGCAUUUACGGUGGGGGCGUGGCCCGCCCGCGGUUUAGUCAGACUGCGCGGCCGGACGCCGGCGCCAUGGAGGAGUACGCUCGGGAGCCUUGCCCAUGGCGAAUUGUGGAUGAUUGCGGUGGCGCCUUCACUAUGGGUGUUAUCGGCGGUGGAGUCUUCCAGGCCAUUAAGGGCUUCCGCAAUGCCCCUGUCGGAAUUCGGCACCGAAUGAGAGGCAGUGUCAACGCUGUGAGGAUCCGAGCCCCUCAGAUUGGAGGUAGCUUCGCAGUGUGGGGGGGCCUGUUCUCCACCAUCGACUGCGGUCUGGUGCGGCUGCGGGGCAAGGAAGAUCCCUGGAACUCCAUCACCAGUGGAGCAUUGACCGGGGCUGUGCUGGCUGCCCGCAGUGGCCCAUUGGCCAUGGUGGGCUCAGCAAUGAUGGGAGGCAUUCUGUUGGCCCUCAUCGAGGGUGUUGGCAUCCUCCUCACUCGCUACACUGCCCAGCAGUUCCGCAAUGCACCCCCAUUCCUGGAGGACCCCAGCCAGCUGCCCCCUAAGGAGGGUACCCCAGCCCCAGGCUACCCCAGCUAUCAGCAAUACCACUGAGGAAGUGACCGCCUGUCAUCGCCACCGUGGGAGCUCCUCCUUGGUUCCCUCCGCGAUGAUCUACCUCGAAGGGAGGGCUGGCUCCUGGUUGGCCCUGGGACCCUCCAGAGAGGGCCUCUACUCUGUUCCCUUAUCCCAGGUUGGGGGUGGGGCACCCCAGCUGCCCUGAUGGGUGGGUCCCUUCUCUCUCAGGCACCCCAGCCCCCACUCAUAUGUAACAAGCUCUCACCCCAGUCCCUUUGCAUGGCGCCCUGAUCAGUAUUUAAAGCCAGUUUUGAAAUGCC
Molecule: messenger RNA, 921 nt
Organism: Globicephala melas (long-finned pilot whale)
Lineage: Eukaryota; Metazoa; Chordata; Mammalia; Artiodactyla; Delphinidae
Gene: TIMM17B
Product: translocase of inner mitochondrial membrane 17B
Biological process (GO): protein import into mitochondrial matrix
Cellular component (GO): TIM23 mitochondrial import inner membrane translocase complex; mitochondrial inner membrane
Molecular function (GO): transmembrane protein transporter activity
Source: RefSeq, a predicted model, not a curated record